AUGAGCACUCCUUCUCUUAAACUUGUUUCUCAAUGUUUUAUCAAACCAUAUCCCCCAAUCGAAAACUCAAAACAAAUAUGCUACUUAGCACCAUGGGAUAUUAUUAUGUUAUCUUCGCACUAUAUCCAAAAGGGUCUUCUCUUCAAAAAACCAACAUCAUCAUCAUCACUAAACCAACAACAUUUCAUUGAGAAUCUAGUGGACAAACUCAAACACUCCCUUUCUCUCACACUUUUCCAUUUCUACCCCCUCUCAGGUCGUCUUGUUACACAGAAAACCGAAGAUCCUCCAUCUUACAAUGUUUUUGUUGAUUGCAAAAACAGUGAUGGAGCUAAAUUUAUCCAUUCAACUUUAGAUAUCACCAUAAAUGAUAUCUUGUCACCUGUUGACGUCCCGCCUAUUGUUCAAUCAUUUUUUGACCACCACAAAGCAGUUAACCAUGAUGGUCACACCAUGUCUUUGUUGUCUAUUCAAGUAACUGAAUUAGUGGAUGGUGUUUUCAUAGGUUGUUCCAUGAACCAUUCUAUUGGUGAUGGAACUGCUUAUUGGAAUUUCUUUAACACAUUUUCUGAGAUAUUUCAAAAUGGUGCUAAUCUUCUUCCAAUUACACAUCAACCUAUCCACAAUAAAUGGUUUCCAGAAGGUUAUGGUCCGAUUAUCAACCUUCCUUAUAAACAUCACGACGAGUUUAUUCUUAGAUAUGAAGCACCCAUUUUGAGAGAGAGAAUCUUCCAUUUUUCAGCAGAGUCUAUAGCAAAACUAAAAGCAAAGGCUAAUAAAGAAUCUAAUACAGACAAAAUAUCUUCAUUUCAAUCUUUAUCAGCAUUAGUUUGGAGAUCUAUAACUCGUGCACGUCAGCUACAACAUGAUCAGAAAACGAUUUGCAAGUUGGCUAUAAACAACCGAACGAGAAUGAAACCAUCGCUUCCAAAGGAAUAUUUUGGAAGUUUAGCUUACGCAGUGAGGACUGAAACAACGGUAAAGGAAUUACUAGAGAACGAUCUAGGAUGGGCAGCAUGGAAGAUUCAUCUGGCCGUUGCAAAUUAUGAUGACAAAGUUGUGCGUCAAUUAGUGAACGAGUGGUUACAAUCUCCAAUUGUGCCUCGAAUGGACAUGUUGUUUGAAGCUAAUAUCGUGUUGAUGGGUAGUUCACCUAGGUUUGUUAUGUAUGAGAAUGAAUUUGGAAUGGGAAAAGCUCUAGCUGUUAGAAGUGGGUAUGCUAACAAGGCUGAUGGAAAAAUAACAUCAUAUCCAGGACAAGGAGGCGGGAGCAUUGAUCUUGAAGUGUGUCUUUCACCUGAUAAAAUGAAGGCACUGGAAACUGAUGAAGAGUUCAUGAGUUCAACUUCAGUAUUUAAUCAUUUGUUCUAUCUUUGAGUAUGCUUACGUUGUUUAAUGGGUUAGCGGCGCAGCUUGUUGCCUAUUUGCCUUCCAUUCAAGUGUAAUUAUCCUACGUGUGUGCGGGUGUGUGUGAAUGAACAAUUAUUCUUCUCUCAAAACUCUCAUUUAUGCUUGCAUAAUCACAUUUGUACCGAAUUCUAUUGAUUUCAUUAUAAUUCCUACUUUAAGACUUAAGUCAAGGUUAGCCUAAAGGGCAAAAGAAGAGUUUGGUUUAUUUA
Molecule: messenger RNA, 1619 nt
Organism: Trifolium pratense (red clover)
Lineage: Eukaryota; Viridiplantae; Streptophyta; Magnoliopsida; Fabales; Fabaceae
Exons: 1
Coding region: 1-1377 (458 amino acids)
Source: RefSeq, a predicted model, not a curated record